AUGAGUGCGCCGAACAAAUCAUCCGACAAAAGAAUUGGCUCCAAAACUAAGCUGGAAAGGCUACUAAAGGAGAGAAAAGGCACCUUUCCACUGCUGAUCAAGUCAUCUCGACCGGAUGCUUUCCCUCACCCUCACAGACUCCCAGCAGAGGGAAACCGUCUUGGAACAAACCGACCUUGCUCACAGAAGUUUGGUUCUGGUGUAGGGACCCUCCCUCAGCUUGAGCCACCCGUGGUCCAGGUGGUGGUCAGCAAUGCCAAAAACCAAAACCAGCAGUCGGACAGCAUCCUGCCCCAAAUUGCCAACAAGGGGGGCCAAAACAACUAUCAGUCACACCCGGAUGAGAGGCAGAAGCCCGCUCAGCAGUUCAGCAUGCGCUUUGGUGCAGCAAUGGAUAAAAUGUCCGUCUCCCGCAACAGCAAGAUUUUCAGCAACAAGCUGGAGAAAGAGAAGGCAUUCGAGGGACAAAGGCUACCCAUGUCCCCCACGGAGGCACUGAAGAACUUCAAGGACCGGAUGACAGAGUUUGAGCAGGAGGAAAUCAUGGACUACGCAGAGAUCUGGUUCCUUGGUGCCGGCUCUCAGAAGAUCGAGGGUUCCCAAGGAACACCGCAGAACAAUGGAUAUGAUGACGAGCAUGGAAGCUACGUCAGGGUGCUGCAUGACCAUAUUGGCUACAGGUUUGAAGUGCUCGAAGUGAUCGGGAAAGGCUCCUUUGGGCAGGUCCUCAAAUGUCUCGACCACAAGAACAAUGAGCUCGUAGCCAUCAAGAUGAUACGCAAUAAGAAAAGGUUUCAUCACCAAGCCCUGGUUGAGCUGAAGAUCCUGGAUGUGAUAAAGAGGAAAGACAAAGACAACAUGCACAACGUCAUCCACAUGAAGGAGUACUUUUACUUCCGAAAUCACCUCUGCAUCUCCUUUGAGCUUCUCGGGGUGAACUUGUAUGAGCUGAUAAAAAAAAACAACUUCCAGGGCUUCAGUAUCGCUCUGAUCCGCCGCUUCACCCAUGCUCUCCUGCGGUGCCUUCAGAUGCUGCACAGGGAGAAGAUAAUCCACUGCGACCUCAAACCGGAGAACAUCCUCCUGUCUCAGAGAGGGCCAGGGAACAUCAAGGUGGUGGACUUUGGAUCAAGCUGUUACGAACAACAAAGAGUGUACACAUACAUCCAGAGUCGCUUCUACCGCUCUCCAGAGGUCAUCCUGGGUCACCCCUACAGCAUGGCCAUUGAUAUGUGGAGUCUGGGUUGCAUCCUUGGUGAACUGUACACAGGCUAUCCUCUCUUCCCAGGAGAGAGCGAAGUGGAGCAGAUAGCCUGCAUAAUGGAGGUUCUUGGGAUGCCUCCAAAUGAUUUUGUUCAGUCAGCAUCGAGGAGGAGGUUGUUCUUCGACUCCAAAGGAAACCCCAGGAACAUCACGAACAGCAAGGGGAAGAAGAGGAGGCCAAACUCCAAGGAGCUGUCCGCUGCGUUGAAAACGAACGAUGUUUUGUUCUUAGACUUCAUCAAACGCUGCCUCACUUGGGACCCAACCAAACGCAUGACUCCAGAUGAGGGGCUACAGCAUGAGUGGAUCCUGGAGGGAAAUUUCAACAGAGUCCGGCCAAGAACCAGGCCGACAGUGAAGAAGGCCUCAGACAGUUCGACCAGCAAGCCUGCGGAGAAGUUCAGCUCAGACAGCAGCGCUAUGGACAAGCUGAAGAGAGACGGUUCAGCAGCAAAGAUGGCCCCCGCCGAGCGUCUGCGGCCCAUCGGGGCCUCAGCGGAGGAGGAGGUGUAUGAAAAUGGUGAUUUCAAUCGCUCCACAGAUACCAAGAGUGGAGAGAGGCCCGUUCACAUCGUCAUCCAGCCUCAAGAGGAAGCGGGCACGGAGAGAAAAGAUAGCCAGGAGUCGUCUCAGUGUUUGCCCCCCAUCAUGUAACAGGCAAAGGGAAUCGUGCUAAGGUCGUGACAAGAUGUUGUUUAGGCUCAUAGUGAUAGAGUUGGUGAAGUCAUAGUAAAUGGACAGCUGAGAGAAAGUUGCAUUUUGUUGUCCCUGCACACAAUUUAAUUUAUGAGAAUGUAUGUUCUCAUUUACUACAAACACUGCCAUGUUGCUUCAGUCUCUACGUGACGUCACAGAACAACAUGCAUGAGUCGGACUUUCACGUUUGAAAGAAGUGGAUGUUUUCUACGGACAGGUAGAACACAAUAUGUUUCCACAUAUUGAAACUAAAUAUUGAUGUAUACGGGACAAACUGAUCAUCAGCAAAGAUGGACAUCUUCUAUUUAUGGUUUUAAGUCUACAGCUACAGUGAAUUAUUGUAUUCUGUGGAAGUCAACCAGUUGUACUUUUUUUAUGAAAUACUUAAGAUGCAGUUGCAGGCUAUAUUUUUUAUUUUUUAAUGUGUCACAAUUAUUACACGUAGCCGUAUGCUUCACAAGUAUGCAUAUGUUGAAAUUAGAUAAAAUGGUUUAAAUCCUAAUUCAAAGUACAGCAUCAGCUUUUGGCUGUUUCUCUCUCAUGUAUUAGUUAUUGAACCCAAUCUUUGCUGUGCAUUGACAUCUUGGAUAAACAGGUUAGUCAAUAAACACUUUUAGUUUCCGUGAUAAAAAGUAGUAGACGUGCAUGGGUAUAAAAGCUACCAAAUCUUU
This is a messenger RNA of Trematomus bernacchii (emerald rockcod), 2630 nucleotides long. RefSeq names its product dual-specificity tyrosine-(Y)-phosphorylation regulated kinase 4 (gene dyrk4). Gene Ontology annotation, cellular component: nucleus. The transcript is spliced from 15 exons. Bases 1 to 1917 code for a protein of 638 amino acids. Gene Ontology annotation, molecular function: protein serine/threonine/tyrosine kinase activity; protein serine/threonine kinase activity; ATP binding. Lineage: Eukaryota; Metazoa; Chordata; Actinopteri; Perciformes; Nototheniidae. The record is from RefSeq and is a predicted model, not a curated record. Gene Ontology annotation, biological process: peptidyl-serine phosphorylation; peptidyl-threonine phosphorylation.